UUUGCAGAAACAUUGCAUUUUAUUAUUUCUAUGAAAAUUAGUACUGAAGAAUACGAUUACUCUAUCUCUAAUUAUGACAACUACGAAGAGAUUGCUAACUACACCGGCGCUCAAGUACUUAACGUAAAAUUGCGUGGAGAAACUGAUCUAUUAUUCAUCAACAACCUUGUGGAUAGAGAAGAUCAGAAAAUGGAUUGGAACCGUUACCACAAAUACGAGGAUAUCAUUGCUUUCCUUAAUUAUUUGAGUAUAUCAUAUCCAAAUAUAACAGAAGUUAAAGUUCUUGGAAAAUCUCAUGAAGAACGUGAAAUAAGGUUAUUUCGUUUAUCUAAUGGAAAUUCUUCUAACAAAGCAGUCUUUAUAGAAAGUGGAAUACAUGCCCGAGAAUGGAUAAGUGUAGCUACAGUAACUUAUAUAAUUAAUGAAUUGACAACUCAUUUUGACGAUGAAUCUGAUGAUAUUAGGAACAUUGAUUGGUAUUUCGUUCCAAUAAUAAAUCCAGAUGGUUAUUAUCACACUCAUAAGUCUACAGGUGGUGAUCGCCUUUGGAGGAAAAAUAGGAGGCACACUACAGGAAGUUGCUUUGGUGUAGACCUUAAUAGAAAUUUUGGUUACGGAUGGAUUACAAAGAAAAAUCACGGAAUUGACAAUUGCAAAGAAGAUUAUGCAGGACCUCAUGCUUUUUCAGAAGCUGAAACUAUAGCUAUACAUGAUUUUAUAUUGAAUUCAGCCAUAAAUUUUACGGCAUACCUCUCAUACCAUAGCUACGGGCAAUUUAUUUUAUACCCUUACGGAUAUAAUCAAACUAAUAUCGAUAAUUAUAAGGAAUUGCAUGACAUUGCUGAGGGAAUGGCUGAGGUGUACAAGGCAGUAGGGUAUCGAUAUCAUGUAGGAAAUUCAGCAAAAAUGUUGUACCCUGCAUCUGGACUCUCAAACGAUUGGGCCGCAAGCAUCGGUAUUGAACAUCCAUUUGUAAUUGAAUUAAGUGAUACAGGUUUUAAUGGCUUUCUUUUACCAUCAAAAUAUAUUAUCAAAGUUGCCAAUAGCUCGCUCGCUGCAUUAAAGGAAUUAGCUGCAUACAUAAUCAAUAAAUAGCCUUAAAUUUU
Molecule: messenger RNA, 1106 nt
Organism: Ostrinia nubilalis (European corn borer)
Lineage: Eukaryota; Metazoa; Arthropoda; Insecta; Lepidoptera; Crambidae
Product: carboxypeptidase B-like
Exons: 7
Coding region: 31-1095 (354 amino acids)
Biological process (GO): proteolysis
Molecular function (GO): metallocarboxypeptidase activity; zinc ion binding
Source: RefSeq, a predicted model, not a curated record